This is a messenger RNA of Paramuricea clavata, 287 nucleotides long. NCBI's taxonomy places the organism in Eukaryota, Metazoa, Cnidaria, Anthozoa, Malacalcyonacea, Plexauridae. The record is from the annotation of a GenBank genome assembly.
AUGUUGGUAAAAUUCGCUAAAAGUCCACCAGGUACAGUUGAUGUAGAGGAUUUGCUGUUUAAUGCAACCGUUAAAGCUUACUUAGAACAUUACAAUCAGGAAUUUGACAAAUGCUUGAACGGGGAAUCUGGUAAGACGCCGCAGUUUUGGGCACCGUACAGGAUGAUGGUUGACCGCCAACAAAAGCUCCAUUAUGCUAUUAACAAGAAUGAUUACAAUGUUCACUUACUAAUGUGGCGAAAAUCGUUACCUUUGUGUUUCGCAACAAAUCGAGUUCAUUAUUCUCG